Molecule: messenger RNA, 579 nt
Organism: Nestor notabilis (Kea)
Lineage: Eukaryota; Metazoa; Chordata; Aves; Psittaciformes; Psittacidae
Gene: MVB12B
Product: multivesicular body subunit 12B
Exons: 5
Coding region: 7-579 (190 amino acids)
Biological process (GO): regulation of epidermal growth factor receptor signaling pathway; viral budding; virus maturation
Cellular component (GO): ESCRT I complex; late endosome
Source: RefSeq, a predicted model, not a curated record
UCCAUAAUGCCUGAAGUGCGAGACCUCUCCGAUGCCUUGCCCGACUUGCCGAUGGAUCCCAUCACGGGUGUUGGUGUGGUUGCAUCCCGGAACCGAGCACCGACAGAUUAUGAUGUAGUUGCACAAACAGCAGAUGGCUUGGAUGCUGACCUCUGGAAAGAUGGGUUAUUUAAAUCCAAGGUCACACGAUACCUGUGCUUCACGAGAUCGUUUUCAAAAGAAAAUAGUCAUUUAGGCAACGUCUUGGUUGAUAUGAAGCUCAUUGAUAUCAAGGACACUUUACCCGUGGGCUUCAUUCCCAUCCAGGAGACCUCUGAUACACAAGAAAUAGCAUUCAGGAAGAAGAGGCUGUGCAUUAAAUUCAUCCCUCGAGAUUCUACAGAGGCAGCGAUCUGUGAUAUCCGAAUCCUGGGUAGAUCUAAACAAGCCCCUCCUCAGUACACCUUCAUAGGGGAGUUGAACAACAUGGGCAUUUGGUACCGGAUGGGCAGAGUUCCACGCAACCAUGAGCCUUCGCAGCCUGAGACUCCUCCUUCCCAAGCACCAUCUUCAACACCCGCUCCUAACCUGCCAAGGUAA